This is a messenger RNA of Polyodon spathula (Mississippi paddlefish), 858 nucleotides long. RefSeq names its product probable G-protein coupled receptor 34. The record is from RefSeq and is a predicted model, not a curated record. Gene Ontology annotation, biological process: G protein-coupled receptor signaling pathway. The transcript has a single exon. Gene Ontology annotation, molecular function: G protein-coupled receptor activity. Gene Ontology annotation, cellular component: membrane. The coding region runs from base 1 to 858 and encodes 285 amino acids. NCBI's taxonomy places the organism in Eukaryota, Metazoa, Chordata, Actinopteri, Acipenseriformes, Polyodontidae.
AUGACUGUCCCGCUCGUAGUGGAAUUUGAUAGCCCUGACGACUUUGUCAUUUUCAUUUUGAACAUACUAAUAGCUACCACUAUUGUUAUAGUCGCUGGUUCGGUAGUUACAGCUAUACUUUGCACAGAGUCUCUUCGCACGGAAAACAGAUUCAUUUUCAUGCUGAACACAAGCAUAAGCGAUGUGUUAGCGGGUUUUGGUUAUUAUUACACUGGACUGUUUGAUGUGCAAGAAUAUUAUCCAUCAAGGAAUUCAACAUUUUACAUAGUACCUUCAUUUGGGGGAGUGAACGUUUUUACUGUUCUUUUCGCACAGAUUGAUCGAUAUCUAGCCAUAAGUCACCCUUAUGUUUAUAGUCGCUACAUCACCAGGUCACUAAUUAUUGGAAUUUGCAUUUUUUGUUGGGUUUACGUUUAUUUAACAGUGUUGAUUAGAAACGUCGUCACUUCGGAUGUAUCUACAAUGCAUAGUGCAUAUGGUCCAUUAACUUUUCAGAUAUUAAUAACGUUUACAAUGCUUGGACUGAACCUUAAACUCUAUCUUAUUGCUAAAUAUCAACUUUCACGAGAUCCGCCAGGUCCGGAAACCAACAACAAGAAAGCCUCGCUGAGACUCAUUAUUGUUGUGGCGUUUUGCUUCCUUGGUCUUUGGACUCCAGUGUUCGUCAAUAGCAUUCUGACUAACAUGGCGUCACCGUAUGCAUACAUAUAUAUAAAUAAUGGGACUGACCCUUUCAUUGUACUGUCCCAAGUAAACCCCAUUUGCACGCCAGCCCUGUACAUAAUGGGAAGUGCAACUCUUAAGGAAGCUGUUCUGAGAAGAGUCUGGUGUGUGUUCCGGAAAUGUAAAAGAAGGUGA